Schistocerca cancellata (South American locust) is the source of this 1017-nucleotide messenger RNA. RefSeq names its product serine protease persephone-like. The transcript is spliced from 6 exons. The coding region runs from base 1 to 1017 and encodes 338 amino acids. Gene Ontology annotation, biological process: proteolysis. Lineage: Eukaryota; Metazoa; Arthropoda; Insecta; Orthoptera; Acrididae. The record is from RefSeq and is a predicted model, not a curated record. Gene Ontology annotation, molecular function: serine-type endopeptidase activity.
AUGGCAGCCGCGUCCUCCACCCCGCUGCUGCUGCUGCUGCUGCUGCUGGUCACGUGCGCGGCCCCUGCUACACUCUUCCUCAACGAGGGCGCCGCCUGCUGGGACGACGCGUCCGCCGCCCCCGGCACCUGCCGCAGGGUGCGCCACUGCCGCAGCGCGCUCCGCGCCAUCCUGGAGCGCCGGCCGCUGCCUCGCCGCUGCGGCUUCGUCGGCUUCGACGAGGUCGUCUGCUGCACGGACGACCGGCGCGACGAGUGCGACGGCGGCGUCCCGGCGGACGGCUGGGGUCGGCACGACGGCGGAGACGACGACGUCCGGGACCCGUACGGGGACGCCGGUGACAACGACGUCUGGGCAGAGGACGGCCGCGCGGGGCUAGAGGACGAACGGCCCAGUGUAGCAGCCUGCCGCAAAUACAAAAACGAGCAGAGCGGCCCUGAGUUCUACAUUCUCCUAGGCAAACUGGUUGGCCAACUCGAAUUGCCACACAUGGCGGCGCUGGGUUACAACCUGCCGGACACGGAGGGCCUCAGCUGGCUGUGCGGAGGGACCCUCAUCAGCGACCGGUUCGUCCUCACCGCGGCCCACUGCUGCGCCAACAGGGUCACGGGCACACCGGUGACAGUACGCCUCGGGACGGUCGAUCUGACGUCCACAGGAGAUUAUGGCGCAGACUACGGGAUCUCAGAAGUCGUGCUGCACCCCAGCUACAGGAAGCGACAGCAUUACAGCGACGUAGCGCUGCUGAGGCUGGACAGGAGGGUGGAGUUCAGCGACGCCGUCUUCCCCGCCUGUCUCAACACGCAGGACGGAGACCCGCCGAGCUUCACUGCCGCCGGCUGGGGAGCCACGAACGCUGGAGAUUCUGGAGGACCUCUGGUCAUGGGGAAGUCGGCGCCUUACACGGUUGUAGGCAUCACUAGUAUGGGUCCAAAACCGUGUGGAGGUAAUGUGCCUAGUAUUUACACCCGUGUGUCCGAUUACAUUGACUGGAUAGAAGAUCACGUGUGGCCCUGA